AUGAGCGACUGGGACUCUGUUACUCGCAUUGGCGCCAAGAACCGCGGUGGCCCUGCUAUUCGCGAGACCGUCGUUAAGGGCAAGAGUGCCUUGAAUGCAGCCCAUCGUCAAGGUUUGGUGAUUGGAACGGAGAAGAAAUAUGCCACUGGCAAUUCUGCUGGACGAUCUGGAGCCGUUGAAGGCCAGCACCUGACCAAGGUCGACCGCAGCGACGAUAUCGUUAAGCCCAAGACCGUGGGCUACCAGGUUGGAGAUGCCAUCAAAAAGCGCCGCAAUGAGGAGGGUUACAAGAUGACGCAAAAGGAACUCGCCACCAAGUGCAAUACCACUGUUACCGUCGUCCAGGACAUGGAGAAGGGCACGGCCACGCCUGACCAGAAGGUUCUCAGCGCUAUGGAGCGUGUGCUCAAUGUGAAGCUGAGAGGGACCGACAUCGGGAAGGAGAAGUUCCCCAAGAAAAAGUAA
Messenger RNA from Aspergillus tanneri, 465 nucleotides. It is a transcript of the gene mbf1, whose product is annotated as multiprotein-bridging factor 1. Gene Ontology annotation, cellular component: nucleus. The record is from RefSeq and is a predicted model, not a curated record. Bases 1 to 465 code for a protein of 154 amino acids. The transcript is spliced from 2 exons. NCBI's taxonomy places the organism in Eukaryota, Fungi, Ascomycota, Eurotiomycetes, Eurotiales, Aspergillaceae. Gene Ontology annotation, molecular function: DNA binding.